AUGGUAAAAAAAGAUGUGUACGUGUCACGGCACUUUGGGAACGAUUCUCAGUUUUGUGGAUCCAUUGCUGAACCUUGCAGAACGCUCGCACGGGGCAUAGAGAUUGCUGACCAUAAUGAUCGUGUUCUCCUGGAUGGAACAUUGACCAAAUCAAACCCAUACAAUUGCACAACAGGCAAACCUAGGCGUGUUCUCUUUGAAGGCAAUGGCUCCAUUUCAAUACAUGUCAGCCUUGAAAUAACUGCAAUAUCUUCACCUGCCUAUAUGUCUUGUGAGAAGCUACUGCAGUUCAUUGGUUUACCAUCCAGAGGAAAAACAAUGAAUGUUAACAUCUCGGGUAUCGUUUUUGUGAACACCUCAUUAAAAUUCGUUGAUUCUUCUGUUUCCUUUGUACACUGCAGCUUUCGUCAAGCUGUCAAUCAGAUUGAAAUAACAUUGGCUUUCCAACAAACUGCUUCAUUGACAGUAGAAAGUUCCAUAUUUUUCAACAACGCGGGUUGCAUUCGAGUAGAAUUGACAAGGCAUACUACUAAUGUGGCGAUCAAAUUAAACAAAGUGAGGUUUUUGCAAAACAGCCCUUUCUUGGAGCAGGAAGGUGGUGGAAUCUCCAUUUAUAGCAAAACGCAGAAUGAGGCCAAAAAAGUGUCUGUUUCUGUAUCUUGUAAAAAUACAGUAUUCUCAGGCAACACAGGUCCUUUAAUUACGAAUAACGCAAAUGUUUCAGAAAGCAACGAAGUUUACCAGGAUGUCAAAUUUCUAAGAAACUAUGGGUUAAACCGUACAGCUGGAGAAAGUCUAUACUUCUCCAUGGCAAAAAGCACGGUGUGUAUCUUCGAUAACUUUGUAUCUACGGGAAAUACAAACUCCAGAUGUGUUGAAUUUCGUUCUUAUAAAGUUAAGCUCGAAGUUCUCAACUCACACUUUGGAGGGCACACUCUGAGCUCAGUAGGAUCAUGUGGCGGAGUGUUCCUGGUGAAAGCAAAACACUCUAUGAUCGUGAUAAUCAACGAGUCAUAUUUUAGCGGAAAUAAGGCCGACAACGGUGGAGCAUUGGCACUUAACAGCACUGAAGCAAUAAUAAACUUAAUAGUGGUGAAAUCGAACUUUACAACAAAUUCAGCCGCACGUUACGGUGGAGUGCUAUUCGUUGAGAGCAAACGUGGACCUGUCAAUUUCAGGGCAAGUCAUUCCACCUGGUUGGCAAACUGCGGUUCCGCGGUUUUCAUUGCUCCAUGUUCUAAGACCACUGUCGUAGUAGAAAGUUGUAAAUUUAUCAGUAAUUAUCCUGACAGGUGUUAUGGAAACUUCGUUGUUAGAAGUACUGUUGGAUUAAUACAGGUAUCACUCACCCAGUGGAGGAGGAAUUCGCAAGGUAUCUAUGUAGAAUGCAACUGUGUCGUGAACUUUACAAAGGUGAAUGUUACAGGAUGCAAAGGGAGAGCGUUGACCAUUUUCUCUAAAAAGGGAACAAAUACAACAGUUCCUAUGAAGCUUUAUUUUGAUCAAUGUUUGUUCCGUGCAAACAAGGAAAAUGACAUAAGCAUUUCCUCCACGAAUAAUUAUUUGGAGCUCUCUCUUUCAUUGAUCAAUUUCUAUGAAAAGAAGGUCAUAAAGGGUCAAGGAUAUAGUGCAUUGGCAGUUUUAGUGGGGGAUACUGCCCUUAGGUCGCAAAUACUGAUGGAUAAUAUUCAUAUUGAGGAUUUUGUUGGGGCUGCAUCAGUGUCUCUUCGGUUAGAAGGAGCGGAGAACGUUAUCACUCUAAAGAACAGCAAGUUCCGCAACAUUAAAAGCUAUUUCUCAGAAAGAUACCACACAGAAGCUAGCCCAUUGUCUUUCAUUGUGCGAUAUGAUCACCUUCAUCAUAAUAUCUGCUCACGCCCGUAUGUGAGCUAUCAAUACCGAAGUAGUAUAAUAAUCGAGAAUACGUCUUUUGUGGAUAAUAUCGGACACAUGUCGGGUGGUGUCUAUGGGCAAAAUGGGAACAUAACUAUACGCUAUUGCACCUUUGAAAAUAACUUUGCUAUCCAAAGCGGCGGAAACAUCCAUGUCACGGAUGGGACUGCAGCAAUUCAGAUUGAAAAUUCCUACUUCAGACAAAGUUUGGAGGAGAAGACUUUUGCAAAUGAAACGUACGUUCACGAUACAUCAAUUUAUUCUGAGAGCACUGGUCCACUUCUUCUGCAAAAGACACUCGUUGUAACGGACUUGGAGAAAAGUUCGUAUCGCCUUUUCACCGUAACUAAAGCUGGCGCCGUAAUCUUCGAUAAGUUUACAAGCGUACAAUGCGCAGUCGGUAGUGCGCUUAGGCUCGACAACUUUUCACAUUUCAUUAUUUGGCCUUACGACCUGCAGUGCAAGCUGAAGAUGACUGUCUUAACACUGUCUUGCCAUCAGUGUCCAUUGAACAUGUAUAGCCUCGAGAGAGGAGAAGUAACCACUCUUCAAGGCCGAAGCAAUACGUCAUUUAAACCUUUUUCGUGCAGGUUUUGUCCUAAUGGGGCAAAUUGUUCUCGGAAUAUCUUUGCCAAACCGAACUACUGGGGUUAUCCUGACUCCAGUGGCCGCAUGCAGUCACUCAAGUUUGUUCACUGCCCACCAAGUUACUGCGCUCCAACAACUGGCAGACAGAUCACAAAUCUGUCAGUGUACAAUAGAUGCUAUGGCAACCGAGAUGGCAUUAUGUGUGGAAAAUGCAAGAAUGGAUUCACGGAGACUCUGUUUAGCAAGAAAUGCGAACAAAAUGUAAACUGCAAGGAUAAAUGGGUUUUGAUUCUGAUACCGAUUUACGUUGCGACAUUAGCCUUGCUCUUUAUUUUUGAGCCACCGAUUAUAAAAAUCCUUGUAAGAAACACUCUUUGGUUUAGAAGAACACUCCCUUAUAUGAUGGAGUAUCAACCUCUUGCUCGGAGGGAUAAUUUCUCGAAAGGUUUCACAAAGAUCAUCUUCUAUUUUUAUCAGAUCGCCAGCUAUCUCACUUUGCAGUCUUUCACGGAGAUGGCCAGAGAAGCACCAUAUCUCUCGUUCUUUAUAGGUCUUUUCAACUUCCAAACAAGAAUUUCACAAGGAGGUUUGGGUUGUCCGUUUCCUGGACUGACUGUUGUAACAAAAGAGCUGAUACAUGCUCUAGUCGUUAUAGCGACGUUGCUCGCAAUACAAUUGAUCUUGGUGCUGCAUUUUUGUUUUAACAAACUGAUGAAGCGACAGCCUCCAACGAAGGCCCGUUAUUACGGAGCCACCCUGCGAACCCUGUUGCUUGGAUAUGCGAUUCUGGCCAACGCGUCUCUGAAGCUUUUGACCUGUGUUCCUGUUCUGGGCGAAAGGAGAUUGUUCUUUGAUGGGAAUAUCAAGUGCCUUGCGUGGUGGCAAUACCUACUCAUUGUUUUCAUUGUCGCCUUCCUUAUUCCUUUCGUAGUGGUCAUCCACUGGGGUGCGAUGAAGCUUAGAAGAAAACGUAUCUCAGUAGAGCAUUUCAUCAUAGCCUGCUUCUUUCCACUAGGUUUUCUCCUCUACUGGCUCCUUCAAAAGUUCCUUGGCUGGAGGUACCAUAACCAGGUCGCAAGCGAGUCACAACAAGUGAUCCUGAAAGUUUUGCAUGAUCCGUUUCGUUCUCCAACCCCGGGACAAACUGGAACCUUAUACUGGGAAAGCGUGUUCAUUGGUCGACGAUUCCUGCUUCUUUCUUACCAAGUCUUCUUCCCAGAUCCUCUUGUGCGCCUUUUCUGCAUGGCAAUAACAUGCGUACUCGUCUUCACGUGGCACGUGGCUACCAAGCCGUUCCGAGACUGGAAAGCAAACGUCUUGGAAGCAAUCUGUCUCGCUGUUUUAGUGGUCAUAGCAAAUAUCAACCUUGUGCAGGCUUUCUUUCUGUCGGCUGGAGCUACACCUGAAGGUUCAGUCAAAAGUAAUGUCAAUAUUCUGCAACAAAUUGAGAUCAUUCUGCUAGGAGUUUUUCCAUUAUUUUUGGCUUUGCUGCUUCUCUUUGCUGUUAUUUCCCAAGUGCUCCGCUUAAUUGUACUGGUAUUCAAAUUUCUGGUCCAUCUAUUUCGUAAAAUAUUUACAUUUGCGAUUAUUCGACAAAUUAGGGCAAGGAGACAGCAGUACGAUUCCAUAAACUAA
Messenger RNA from Porites lobata, 4116 nucleotides. Lineage: Eukaryota; Metazoa; Cnidaria; Anthozoa; Scleractinia; Poritidae. The record is from the annotation of a GenBank genome assembly.